Molecule: messenger RNA, 2086 nt
Organism: Micropterus dolomieu (smallmouth bass)
Lineage: Eukaryota; Metazoa; Chordata; Actinopteri; Centrarchiformes; Centrarchidae
Product: transmembrane 4 L6 family member 1-like
Exons: 6
Coding region: 303-917 (204 amino acids)
Cellular component (GO): membrane
Source: RefSeq, a predicted model, not a curated record
GGUUAAAAUGCGUAGACGUGACACGCAAAUGGAUGGAUUCAGGUUUGGGUCUGAAACCAGAUUGAGAAAGUGGAUUGAGAGCAGAUGGAUGUCUUCACAGGCUCUGUAUCUGUUAACAGAUAUGUUCAUGAAGCAGCUCUGUCCUCGCUCCUUUAGCUCCUGUUCACAUUGGAUGUUUAUUCCCACAGAGGCUCAGGAUGCUUCCUGUUUCCAUAUAUGGCAGUGAGUGUGAGCUUUAUAAAAGUCCCUGUUUGUUCCUCAGACUCUGAUCUGGAUCGUCCAUCUGACAGCAGCUCUUCAGGAUGUGCGUGUCGAGGUGUCUGCGAUGUGUCGGUGUCUCUCUGGUUCCCAUGGCGAUCGUCUGUAUGCUGUCCAACAUCCUGCUGCUGCUUCCUGAACUGAAGAUCCGCUUCCUGUUGGAGGGUCAUGUGACCAGAGAGGCCACCUGGGCCACGGGGCUGUGGGGGUCUGGCUUCCUGGUUCUGCUUGGAGCCCGAGCGUUUGUGCAGAGCAGCAAAACUAGAGGCUGCUGUGCUUUCAGAAGUGAGAUGUUGUGUCAGGUGGCGUACUCCUGUAUGUGUCUGCUGGCUGCUGGGAUCUGCUGUCUGGUCAGUGCCACCGGUCUCUCCCAGGGUCCUCUCUGUCUGUACAACGCCACCUCCGGUUCCACCUGGGGGGUCCCACUACAACCUGAUCCAAACCGUCACGCAGGCUAUCUCUACAACAGGACUCUGUGGUCUGGAGUGUGUCUGGAGCCCAGAGGGGUGGUUCAGUGGAACGUGGCUCUGUUCAGUGUGAUGGGGGGCUCCAGCGGGCUGCAGACUCUCCUCUGUGCUGCCAACAUCCUCAACUCACUGUUGGGGCUGAUCCUGGGACAGGGCUUCUGCCACAACAAGGUCAGUCCAGUUUCCGUUUGACAGGCCAUCCUGGAUCCUGAAUGAGGACAUCAGCUCUGACAAACCCUUCACAGUGUAAAGUUAUGAAGCUAUUAUUUUCAGGUAACAAAGCACUGAUGCACUUUAGAUAAAAGAACAUAGAGGUAAAUAAUUUUCACAUCUGCACGAUGAACCAUGUUCAGAUAUGAAUUCUUGUUAUAUUUUUAACUACUGUUAAAGUUCUUCAUAAUCAACAUUAAAACAAAACAAUGCCACAUCUUAAAGGACGAGGCCCCAUUACUAUCGGCCAAUCAAUCAAUGAAUCAAUAAUAACUUGACAUUUGAUCAAUAUAUUUGAUAAACUAUAUACAAGUGAACAAUAGUCUAAAACUUUACAAAGAAUAAAUGUUAAAUGAGUGAAAAUAAAUGAACAAUACAUCAUUUAAAGUAAAUUUAUUAACAUUUAAUCUUUUGUUAUUUUACCAUAAAUGAUUAUUAGCUUAUUUUGUUUAGUUUUUAUGGAGUCAUUAGUUUUUAAGCUAACAGCUGAUUUAUUGUAUUUAGUAAUGUAAAUGUUUUUAUUGUAGAACACUAGAGACAUGAUUUAUAUUGUAUUUGAUCAAUAAGUUGUGACUCGGGGUGUGCGGAUUAUAUCAUCACGAUAUGUGGGUAUAAUUAGAUAAUGCCAGUAGUGGAGUGGAGGAGUGAAAAAGGGGAAUGACUUUAUGAGUGUUGAAGUGGUUCAGUCCCAAAUGAUCAGCUGUACAACAAACCACGAUAACUUUAAUAAUAAUCCGUUUUAUUUAUAGAGAGCUUUUCAUGCUACUCAAAGACACUUCACAUGGUUAAAUAAGGUCAUUAAACCACAUUAAAAAUAUGUCCAUACGGGAGUCCCGCACAGUACCGACUGAAGUAAACUUGCACACAAUAACAUUACAUACAUACAAGAUUUGAAAUAAUUUGACAUUUUUCUGGCCCGCCAUGUAACGGCCUGAAAAGAAUUUUGGCUCGAUGCCUAACUUAUUUGCCGAAUGCUGUUCUAAACCAUCGCCAGUAAUAUCAUUUUUGCAGCAAUAUCGUGAUGAUAUCGGCCAGCCCUAGUUCUGACCAACAGAAAGCCUCACAUCUCAUUCAGCUGUUUCUUUGUGCAUUUUAUUUAUUCAUGUAUUUGUACGUUCUUCUUCUAAAUUAAAAGACAACUUGUAAAUUUA